Messenger RNA from Paramecium octaurelia, 1587 nucleotides. The record is from the annotation of a GenBank genome assembly. NCBI's taxonomy places the organism in Eukaryota, Ciliophora, Oligohymenophorea, Peniculida, Parameciidae.
AUGGCAUAAAAUUUAAUAUCAGCUAUAGCUUGGGUUUCAAGAGGGUAUGCAAUAAAGCAGCCUAAAGAAUUUGACUUAGAUGAAGAGGAGAUCAACUAGAUGAAGCAAGAUAAACUAAUAAAUAAGAAGUAAAGGAUUUAAUUAAGGUUUAGUUUGACACAAGAUUUGGGUAAAAUACAAGAGUAAGACGAAGAUUCGAGUGAAGACAAUCUCCCAGUAUUUUGUUAAGAUUUGGAAAUGCAUGGGAAAUAGUAAUUGCCAGAAGACGGGUAUCCAGUGGCGAUAGAGGAUUUGAGUGAUGAAGAGAAGGAGGAUUACUAAAUCAAAUCUUCAGAUGCUUUGGUCAUAGCAGCCAAGAUCGUAUGAAAUAAUUGAAUACUAAAUUUUAGGAAAAUGAGUUUUCUUCAUUGGAAGUGUAUAUCUAUGAGGAGGAGAAGGCCAAUUUAUUUGUGCAUCAUGAGAUUCAAUUAUCAGCAUUUCCUUUGGCAGUAGAAUGGUUACCAAUUUAACCAGGUUAAGUUGAGAGCACAUCUGCAAUAAAGGGAAAUUAUGCAAUAGUGUCAUCAUUUUUGCCUGAAAUUGAAAUAUGGAAUUUAGAUGUAGUCAAUGUGUUGGAACCAUCCAUGGUCUUGGGAGGAGAGAUUGAGUAGAAUUAUAAGAAAGUCAAAAAUCUAAAGAAAUAGAACAAGAAAUCAUAUAAACCAGACAGUCAUACUGAUUCAGUCUUGAGUUUGUCUUUGAAUUCCUUUAAACCCAACAUCUUAUUGUCAGGAUCUGCUGAUCAUUCAGUUAAAUUAUGGGAUUUGAUGCUGUAGAAAUGUGUGUUUACUUACAAUCAUCAUAAGGAUAAAGUUUAAAUCUCUAAAUUCAAUACAAAGGAGGAAAGUGUAAUAUUAUCAGGAGGUGAAGAUGGAAAGCUCUGUUUAUUCGAUGCUAGAUCACCAGAUUCAAUUCAUUAACAUAAAAUGUUAGGAUCUUUAGAAAGCGCCUGCUGGGAUCCAAUCAAGGGAUAUCAGAUAGCUUAUUCUACUGAAGAUGGAAAUUUAAUAUUGUUGGAUGCUAGAAAAAUAAGUGAAUAACCAUUAGCUAAUUUCAAUGUAAAUAAAAAGGCACUCAGCAGUGUGCACAUGAGUUCUGGAGUGCCAGGAUUAUUGGCUACUACCUGUUUGGAUGGAAAGAUUAGAGUGUAUGACACAGAUGCUCCUAUAAAGAACGGUUAAUUGCAAUUGAUAAGUUCAUACAACCCAAAAUUAGUAAGAUUGUCAAUCAAUAAUUUAGGAAUCCCUUUAUUGUGGUUAAUUUUAUUAAGAUUCUCCAUGGACUUAUGGAUGUGGAUCUAGUCAAGGCGAAUUAUUUGUUUGGGAUAUGCAAGAGAGUUAAUAGAUUGUCAGUCACUUCAGCAAUAGAGUGGCUCCAGAAUAAAGACCUAAAGUUGAGGAGGUAUAAUUUUGUUGUUGAUUUGAUUAGUGCACCUCAAAAAACACAGAUGAUCUGUGCAUGAAGGAAAGAGAGGAGAUCUAAAAGAUGGAAUAAGAAGACAAGGAGGAUAUGGAAGAAGGUGGAUUGUAAGAGGAGGAAAAUAAUUGA